AUGCAAGCUCCCCGUCAUCUCCACUUGGUGGUUGUUCGUCGCAUCAUUCGGUACCUUCUAGGAACAUCUACUCGUGGAUUGUUCUUUCCAAGUGGUUCUCCUAUUCGUCUUAAUGCUUUUAGUGAUUUUGAUUGGGCGGGAUGUCCUGAUACUCGUCGUUCAGUCUCUGGUUGGGGCAUGUUUCUUGGAGAGUCAUUGAUAUCUUGGAAGAGUAAAAAGCAAGAUCGUGUGUCAAAAUCUUCAACAGAGGCUGAAUAUCGAUCCAUGUCUUACUGCUUGCUCCGAGGUUGUAUGGCUUCGUGGAUUACUUGCUGA
Solanum verrucosum is the source of this 315-nucleotide messenger RNA. RefSeq lists its product as uncharacterized. The coding region runs from base 1 to 315 and encodes 104 amino acids. The record is from RefSeq and is a predicted model, not a curated record. NCBI's taxonomy places the organism in Eukaryota, Viridiplantae, Streptophyta, Magnoliopsida, Solanales, Solanaceae. The transcript has a single exon.